CGCAGCGAGAUCGAGACUGUCCCUUUCCCGGUUACAUGGUUGCUAUCUUGGCAUGAGGGAACGGUGUAGGCAAGCAUGUGAAACAUGUAGAGCACGCAAGUCACGUUGUCUCCCCGGCAAAAGCGCCGAUAUCUGCAGAAGAUGCGAAGAGGCCGAGAUCACUUGCGUACCACAUGACCCUCUCAAAAGAAGAACACCAAAGAGACGGAAAAAGUGUCCGCCUGGAAUCUCUCUCAACGACGGCCAGAGAGCAGAAGCCAAUACUAGACUCGACUGCGUUUGCAGUGCACCUCAUGGAUGCUUGAAGAAUGUACUGCACCUGCCGGAUGGCUCUUUUGGCCAAGAUCUGCUCACAGUCCUUCGAUCAGAGGCUGUUGGUGACAAGUGGCCACGAUUCCGGGCGUUGGGAGUCGCAGAAUGCCAGGCUUAUCUUCAACACUAUGACAGACUGAUACAGGCCGUACCCUUUGCCUUUCAUAGGCCAAAACUGUCCAUUGAAGCUUUUAUGACGGAAUCACCGCUAUUCUUCCUAUCCGUUAUCUUAACCGCAAGCAGUUCCUGUCAGGUUCUCGAGGCAGAAAGCGAGAGUAUUUUCCGUCAUAUCCUGGCUGACCGAGUUGUCAUACGAGGACAACGAAGUCUGGAACUUUUGCAAAGUCUCCUGACUUAUCUCAUCUACCACCCUCAUCGCCACAAUCACGACACGCAGCAGUAUUUUCAGUUUCUCCACCUUGCACUAGCAAUGGCGGCUGAUUUGGGACUGUACACAAGAUUCAGGCAUCCUCGAUCAUCCCUCUUGGAAUCAGAGAAUGACCCCAAUGUGGCGCGAGCAUUUUUGCUGUGCUACUACCUCAGUUGUGGCACCGGUAUUCUUGGAUACGAUAGGCCAGAUACCAUGCGAUGCAUUCAGAGCCUGAGAUAUGUUGCCCAGCAUCUGGCUCAAAGAUCGAGUGAAGGUUUCGACCGAGAGGCACCUGCUCUCGUCGGGCUGUUGUACAUCCUAGCACAACAACACGACCACCUGAGUUGUCCCGAGAAGACUCUUCUUCAGUCUUGGAAUCUUGCAGCGGCACUGGAAGAUUGGAAAGCGACUUACCCAACUGCAUCAACUCUGUCUGCCAUCAAAUCCAUGCAGCAUUUUGCUCACGCAUAUGGCAUGUUGAAAUGCGCACGCCCUGGGACCUUGUCGAACCAGGAUCGCCAAGUUUGUGUCGAUAAUCUUGCCCUGGUGUUAUCGAACGUCCUCGAAAGAGGCGCUGCCUACCUGAUGUUGUUUGGCGCUGCCGAAUGGGGUCAUGUCUUGACGACACUCUUCCUGCUACCCCGUGUCGAGACUUCCACGGGGCAAGAAGGGGCUCCGCUCACACUCGAAUAUAUAGGUCGAUUUCGUCAGACUCUACAAGAGGCACGGACACUCGCAACACAAGAUAUCGUCUUGGCUACUCCUACAUUCUUCGGGUGGUUGGAUAGGAUUCUCUCGGCCGUGGAGAAGCAGACUACUUCCCAUCUGAGGUCAUCAGUCCAAACCCAACAAAAAGGUGAUGAAUCGGCUUAUGAACUUAUCAACUCGUUCAUUGAUGACGAAUCCAACCAGGGAUCAAGAUCGCACAGAGGCAGAGACAGAGACCAAGAAGAAUUUUGGGGUGAUUUCAUGUCUGAAUGGUUGAACUGGUGAUAUUUGCGAUGUAGAAAAUCUCAAGCAUGUGAAAUUUGAGUGAUCAAGAUUGUUCCUCGCCUGGUCUUUCCCUUUUUCCGCACCGGCACGGUUGAUUUACACGGCAGGGUCCACAUAGCAUGCAACACAACCCCGGUACGAACAAUCAGG
Molecule: messenger RNA, 1825 nt
Organism: Exophiala oligosperma
Lineage: Eukaryota; Fungi; Ascomycota; Eurotiomycetes; Chaetothyriales; Herpotrichiellaceae
Exons: 3
Coding region: 53-1675 (540 amino acids)
Biological process (GO): regulation of DNA-templated transcription
Cellular component (GO): nucleus
Molecular function (GO): DNA-binding transcription factor activity, RNA polymerase II-specific; zinc ion binding; transcription cis-regulatory region binding
Source: RefSeq, a predicted model, not a curated record